Thelazia callipaeda (thelaziosis nematode) is the source of this 621-nucleotide messenger RNA. NCBI's taxonomy places the organism in Eukaryota, Metazoa, Nematoda, Chromadorea, Rhabditida, Thelaziidae. The record is from the annotation of a GenBank genome assembly.
AUGGUUUUCCAAAUUAAAUAUAUUACGCUAAUCUUUAAGGAUAGUGCAGGAGUUGUGGAUUUCGCACUAUUUACGUUGGAUGUCCCAUUACCUGUGUGUCAAACCAGACGCGGCAGAAUGUUUUCGAUAAUUAAAUUACCUGUAGAAGACAUUCAAGCUGAUAAGUGGAAAUUUUUUGAGCCAUCAGAAAAAUAUGUUAAUGAAUGUGCCAUAUUUGGUUACGGAUCCUCUGAGAAGGGAGGUCCUGAUGGCGAGUUACGCAGGGCAUCAAAUCUUUCAGUGCUGGAGGUCAACAGAAGACUUCUAAUCCCACUGCAAAUGGAUAGGAAAAAAGGUCGAAUCUGUGGAGGCGAUUCAGGGGGACCCUUCGUAUGCGAUACAGAUUACGGUGAACGACUUUAUGGAUUACUGUCUCACUCGGAACCCCUGAUAUACUCACAGCCUCCUUCUUGCUAUGGCGAAGUAGAAGCGUACUUGUUCGAUGUCAUGAGCGGUACACGAGAAAUGUUGCCUCAUGUCAAGGAAGCUCUGGUGAAACUCAACAAAUUGGAUGAGUUCAUUGAUGAUAAUUCCAAAUGCGAAGUUUGGAAGGCGGAAACAAAAAAUGAUCGGAAUUUUUAA